GCAGCGGCAGCGGCAGCAGCAGCAGCAGCCGCGGCGGUCGCAGCCCCCGCCCCCGGGGCUCGGCGCUUGCGAUGAGCGGCGGCUCGGCGCCCGCCCGCCAGCCGCUUCGCCCCGUGUGUCGGCGCCCGGCGGCGGGCUGAGGGCUGCGGUGGGAGCCCCGAUCGGGGGGUGGAGGGCGGCAGGGUGCCCCCGCCCCGCUCUGGAUGCCCAUCGCGGCCGCUCGGGCCGGGGGGUGGCCGCGGCUCCCCGGCGCGGGGCGCGGGCGAGGAUGCCGGUGCUGGAGCGCUUCUUCCCCGCGGCAGAGCCGGGCAGGAGGAGGAGGACGGGCGAAGAGCCGAUGCCCUUUCCCAUGGGCGGACUGCCCGGUUAUCAGCAGGGGACCUUGGCCUGGGACUUGCCCGAGAUGAUCAAGAUGGUCAAGCUCGUUUGGAAAUCCAAGGGGGAGCUCCGCGGGGCGAAGCACAGAGGGGGUUUGGAAAGCGAGGAUGCCCUGGGCGGCUCGGCAGGAGAUGCACAGGUGAGAGGUCAGACAGGGGUUCUCUCCGAGCGCCGUGGCUCCUACCCAUUUAUAGACUUCCGUCUUCUUAACAAUACUACACUCUCAGGGGAAAUUGGCACCAAGAAAAAAGUGAAAAGACUGUUAAGUUUCCAGAGGUAUUUCCAUGCAUCCCGGUUACUGCGUGGAAUUGUACCACAGGCCUCUCUGUACCUACUGGAUGAGGACUACCUUGGGCAAGCAAGGCACAUGCUAUCCAAAGUGGGAAUGUGGGAUUUUGACAUUUUCUUGUUUGACCGCUUGACAAAUGGAAACAGUCUUGUAACACUGCUUUGUCACCUCUUCAAUGUGCAUGGACUUAUUCACCAUUUCCAGUUAGAUAUGGUUACAUUGCACAGGUUUUUAGUUAUGGUUCAAGAAGAUUACCAUAGCCAAAACCCGUACCACAAUGCUGUCCAUGCUGCUGAUGUCACACAAGCUAUGCACUGCUAUCUGAGGGAGCCCAAGCUUGCCAACUUCCUCACCCCGUCGGACGUCAUGCUCGGACUGCUAGCUGCUGCAACUCAUGAUGUGGAUCAUCCAGGAGUCAAUCAACCUUUUCUGAUCAAAACUAAACACCACCUUGCCAGCCUGUACCAGAACGUUUCAGUGCUAGAAAAUCAUCACUGGCGAUCUACAAUAGGCAUGCUUCGAGAGUCACGGCUUCUCGCCCAUCUGCCCAGGGAGGUGACACAGGACAUCGAGCAGCAGUUGGGCUCCCUGAUCCUGGCAACAGACAUCAACAGGCAGAAUGAGUUCUUGAUCCGUCUGAAAUCUCACCUUGACAAUCAGGAUUUGAGGCUGGAGGAUGCACAAGACAGACAUUUUAUGCUCCAGAUUGCACUCAAGUGCGCUGACAUUUGCAACCCUUGCCGGCUCUGGGAUCUGAGCAAACAGUGGAGCGAACGGGUCUGUGAAGAGUUUUACCGGCAAGGUGACCUGGAACAAAAAUUUGAACUGGAAAUAAGCCCCCUUUGUAAUCAACAGAAGGAUACAAUACCAAGCAUACAGAUCGGGUUCAUGACGUACAUCGUUGAGCCACUAUUUGAGAAGUGGGCCCAGUUUACAGGUGAAACCCCCCUAUCUGAAAAUAUGCUAAACCAUCUCAGGAGGAACAAGGCCAAGUGGAGGAGUUUGCUCCACAAGCAACACAGCAGUAGUAGGAGCAAUGACCACUCAGGUCAAGUGACUGGCAGCCAAGAACAGACUUUAAAUGAAGAAGAGACUCCUUAGUGGCAGCUUUGCACUUUUCUGUAUAGCACUGCUAUCUCUGUCUUGAUCACAGCAGCAAACAAAAUCCAAGGGAGGUAGGAACCUGUCGUCAAGACCCUGGAAAGGGAAAAAUUGGUGAAGCAGAAGCUGCAAGGGCUCUCACUAACAAGCCUGCAGUUCUGCUGGGUUCCUUUCUGGAUCUCCUUCACGUUCCUCUCCCCAGUCUUUGUUCUGCGUAUGCCUGAUGUCAUUCGUCACUUCUGAUCAUGAACUGCCUUGGUGUGGAGUCCCAGUGAGCAGUACUGAAGCUGGGCUGGCUACAGCUGCCAUGAAGCAGGAAGGAUUAUUGAGAGAACAGGGGAGACAGAGGCACUCUUGGUUAUAUAUACAGUUACCAUGAGUCAUACUGUGACAUAUGUAUAUAGGCCCAGAGCACCAUACGCUUUCCAGGCUGGCAGCUGGGCUGCACAUUAAACCACCAGCAUCUUCAGCAUCCAGAGGACACUGGCUGAGUGAGACAGCUCUCACAGAGGGCAGAGAGAGUCUGGUUAUUUUAGUAAUUAAAAAAAACCCUUUUUAACUUUUGUAUUCUGUGCACUAAACACCAGAUCUAUAAAACUUGGACUGAAGUUACUCUCCAUGUACACAACUCCGGUGUAACAAGGCUCAUUUUGGUAAUCAUUUUUAUGCCACUUUGGAUAAAAGACAGGCAUCUUCUCGUUGCAAGGAACAAUAUGCCCUCGCAAACAAAAGGGAAGGUGUUGUGCAGUCUAAACCUUUGAAACACGAACAGAUCUAUCUUUUGAGUACUGUUUCAAGUAACAUGUUUAUAUUCAUACGUGUACAGUCUCUGUAAAUACAAACUGCUACUGAUUCCCAUGCCAAAAUACUGGAGUACUGUGGGAUUGCUACCUGUAAAAACAUUGGCACUGUGAACAGAAUACUGUUUUAAUACAAGAGAAAGCAUUUGUAAAUAUGGUAUAGAGUUUAUUAAUAUACACCAUUGUUUGUGGAUAAAAGCCUUAACUUUUAGCAUCCUUCAUCAUCUGAUAGCUGCCAAAAUCAUAUGAUCACAAGAUACGGUUCUGAACUGCCUUUCCACUAUCUAAGGUGUAUCAAAGGUCAUUAAGGAAUAAGGUCUGGCAGGAUAACUUCUUCAAAACUUCAAACACAUUCCAUACGGGUCCGUGUUGUUAAUCCAUGGCCCCUUGCACAUUCGGUUUAGGCAAAAGCUUCACAUAGCCUGAAGUUCAAGUUCAAAAAAAACCAAAACCCACAGCAACACCACAUAAUUCUGCAGUUCAACUGGAUUACCAUUUAUUUAAAAGUGUGAAGUUCUAUUGAAUAGCUUAGUGACCUAAAAAUCACGUUAUUCUGGUAUUUCUGGAGUCCAAUUGUUUUCCUGAGUGAUGUUGCAGUGUAACUGAUUUUCCCCCACAUUCCCUCCUUAGAUAGCCAGCAUAAAAUAUUUUUUCAUUUGUAUUUUUCUUUUCAUUAAUACUUCAACUGACUUUUAGAUCAGUCUUACUAAAUGAAGGAAAAAAAAGCAUUUCAGUCAAACUUUUAAGAAAAAUCCUCUUAACUAUCAUAGUAGCUGAGGAAUUUUCUGUGGUCUCAUGCUUGGCCUUAUUGAUGCCAUGAACAACUUCAGUUCGGAUAACUUUUGUAAAAUUUUCUUUAAAUUUCCAUCUUUUCAACAAGAUUGUGUUCUCUGACACUACUGCAUUGCACCAAAGGGAUUGUCCCGUUUUCCUCUGCCCCUAGAAAAAUUAAUUGCAUUGAGAUAAAGUGAAGUAGUGUUGUAACCCCCCAGUACAUCAAAUCUGUAUAGCUGUUUUCCAAAAGAACUAGCAGAUAUGGCCAUAUAAUCUUGUUUGAGUAUGGAUGACUUGGAGAAGCCAACGAAGAAAGAGGUAUUUAAGUUGGUGUUUGAGAAAGAUAAUGUGUAGUCAUAAAAGUGCGAGGGGAAAUCUGAUAGAAUUUUUAUCAGUUCCUGGGAAUAUUGACCUUAUUAGACAAAGUGUUCAUGCUCAUAAGGUGACUACUAUGUUUAAAGGAAAAUGAAAAGCCUAACUUUUAGUAAAAGGAUGUUUUACUUUACUAAUUUAGUGGACAUUUAGCUUCAGGAAAAGAGACUGCAACCCAGUGAAAUAGGAAGGUGGAGAUCCCUCUGAGAACACAGAGCAUCCCAAGAACAUUGUUUUUCUUCUCCUCUGCUGUCUUGUAAGCUAUAAGCAGUGAAAAUAUUCUUCUUCCUCCCUUUUCUAAAUGGGACUCACAAAUCAGAAAGUACCAUAACAAUCAAAGAAAAAGACUUGUAGUAGAAUAAAAUUAUUUCUAACUACAGAACACAAAUGUCUUUUUAACCACCUGAUGGUGGAGGUGGGAGCAUCGCCACUUUGCAGCUUUUUAGGUGUAUGUUUCGUUCUCCUAACAGAUUUAGGGCAAUUAUUAGGACAUUACACGAGCAGUGUAAUGUGCUGCUUAGAAGCACUUAAAUACGUACAAACGGAUCUAUUUUCCCUUGUUUUGUCUUUUUACUGAGAAAUUGAAGCCAUUUUCCAUCUAGUUCAAAGAAUUUUUUUGAAAUGCUCUGAAGUUUAGUUAAACAAACACGGUGUCUAGCAGCAUAAAAAGCUCUUGACAGAUACAUUAUUGAGCUGUUUCUGAGGAGCUUCCAGAAAACAGGUCCAACAGGAAAGCUUAGGUACAAAUCGAGUUCGGUUAUAGCUACAGUAAAAUCUAGAUCUUUUCUGUAAUUAGAGCCUACAGGGUCCAUUACAAGUCUGCUCUUACCAAGUUAAAACUUUGCAACUUGGAAAAGCUGCUCUUGAAAUGAACAGGCUGUGAGGUUUUUCGGUGCACUGAACAUCCUUGCUGGAUUUCAAUGACCUUGUCUAAUGAAACAAUCCUUGAAAUAGGUUCUGGGUGGUUCCAGAAAUGCUUCUGUACUUGUAAGCCAAACCCAUUACACAAAUUUGGUUCUGGGCCAGUUUGCCUCAGGUGCUCUAGACAAAAGCAUGCUGAAAAGUUAGCCUCUGGCAGCAGAUGUCUGGCAGCCAAAUUCACUAGGGUCUGCAAUGCAAAGUGGUACUGUCUGAUUUCCCAGCCAAACCACACCCAAUAUAGCACAUCCAAUAGCACCACUGCUCAGUAUAUACGAUUAUGGUAUGUAUUUGUUAUUUUCUAGUUCGGAGGACACUUCUGUACUGGGAUUUCUCCCGAAGAUGCCAACAGAAUGCUAGAUGCACAGAAAAAAACCCAAAACAUCUAUGUAGGUAAUACAGACUUGUGUCUUGUCAGUCCUAUUAGCCACAUCACAGAAAACCCUUGUAAUUUGUUUUCUUAUUGGGCCAGCGCAGCUAGAAGAUUCUGUUUUAAAACUCAGUUUUUUCAUAUAAGGAAGGAAGCAGAAAACUGCUAGAAGCAGGAGUUUAAAACACUUUUAUACCUUAGAAAUAUAUUUCUUUAGAUUAAAACCUAAUUUCUUUAAAGGCAGGUUUCAUACCAUGAAAGAGGAAAAUUCUGUAUAAAUAACAAUAAUAAUAUAACAAAAUAAAGUGACGAUAAGUGAAACUUCUAGGCUGAUUAAAAUAAUGCAUAUGUAUGCUUUUUUGUUAAGUAAAGAUUUUGCCUACCUUUGGCUUUUUAAGGGUCCAGACAACAGUGUUGUUCAGUGUUCCAGACAACAACCAAAAGAGGAAAGAAGGACUGUUCAAGAUGUGUACGUUUAAAACACAGAAACAGAGGAAAGAAAAGUAGCAGAGAUUAAGUAGAGUCUCUGAAAGAAAAAAACCCACAUGAUCUGCAGUUGUAUGUAACCUAAUCGACAACAUGGGCCAAUUAUUUUCCUGUAAACUAUUCGUUUUCAUGAAGGAAAUCAACAUCUCCCCAAAUGAUCAGUGAGAAGGUUGCUACCAGAGUAAAUGAGACAAACCCAUUUUCCCACUGCAUAGCUAUCUCACCAGCUUUUCCAGUCUGUGGUUGAAAUGCCUGUUAAAAGUUUCCAACAAAACAGAGACAGAAUGAAUACUAGCCCUUCCAAACUGAGUUUCCUUGGAAAGGAGAAAGAUUGAAGUAGUUUUAAUUUUAUUUUCAGGUAUCAGGGUACCAGUCAUAAUUCAUAGCCUUGUAUUUUUAAAGCCACUCAGCUGAGUUGUCCAUAAAGUACUCCCAUUCCCCUGCUGAUGCCACCAUCCCCUGCUCAUGACCCACAAAAAAUAAAUAUCAAUGCUUAAAUUUGAAUUAAGAUCCUGCAAAUCCAAAAAAGCCACUUCAAAAUACAAACCCAAGGCAAGCUCAUGCCAUGAAUGUGUAUCCAAAUUACUUUGAUUGGUGCAAAUUAUUGUUCUACUAUUUGUUUCUAUAAUCCAUCCAAUAUUUUAGGUACAUAAACUUUAAGUGAAGAGCAUAAGUUUGAGUUGGAUGUAAAGUAUAUUCUGCUUAUCUUUAAAUUCAAGAUUGUAUAUGUCAUGUUUAUUGUAAAGCAUUUUAUAUAUACAUAUUCACAUAUCUUAUACAAGUCUAUGGGCCAAACACUGGUCCCACCAACUUCACUGGGACCAAGAAUCAGCCCUCAUAUGUGCGUAUAUAUGCCAUAUGCAUCAUUCUGAAAGGAAGCACUAGAUUGUGUGAAAAUGCUGUGACUGCUAUGCAGUGAUGCCAAGAGACUUAACUGUAUCUUUUUUAACAUACUGCUGUAAGUAUUCAUCAUGUCAAAGAAUGACAACU
This is a messenger RNA of Cuculus canorus (common cuckoo), 6478 nucleotides long. It is a transcript of the gene PDE7B, whose product is annotated as phosphodiesterase 7B. The record is from RefSeq and is a predicted model, not a curated record. Lineage: Eukaryota; Metazoa; Chordata; Aves; Cuculiformes; Cuculidae. The coding region runs from base 269 to 1768 and encodes 499 amino acids. The transcript is spliced from 12 exons. Gene Ontology annotation, molecular function: 3',5'-cyclic-AMP phosphodiesterase activity.